AUGGCAUCACAAAGAAGAGAGUGGGCCGAAGACGAGGAAUUCGAUGACCCAAAUGCCCUUCCACAGAACCAGGUCAUCUCAAAUCCGGACGGAACAAAGACAACUAUCACAUACAGACUAUCCGACUCCGGAAAGAAAAUCAAGACGACACGAAAGAUCAAGAUUUCAGUAGUCAAGGAGAGAGUCAACCCACGCGUCGCAGAGAGGAGGGAAUGGGCCAAGUUUGGAAGGGAACAAGGACACCCACCAGGACCAGAUAUGUCGACAACAACCGUUGGAGAGAACAUUUUAUUCAAGCCAAGCUUGCAAUGGAAGGCCGUUGAGAAGGAAGAGGAGGCGACUGGCGCCCUGAAGACCCAAUUGAAGGACAAGAAAGUUUCCUGUCGUAUCUGUCAAGGAGACCAUUUCACAGCAAGAUGUCCCUUCAAGGACACUCUCGCGCCUGUCGGAGAAGCUCCUCCAGAUGAAUCCCGACCGGAUUCGCCAGAUCUUGGUGCUGGCGGUGGUGCCACUGGUGGCAGCUACGUUCCCCCACAUCUCAGAAACAAGGGCAAGGACGCCGGUGCUGGGUCGUCUUCUUUCAACGCUGGCCGCGAGCGCGAUGACCUGGCAACCCUCCGUGUCACAAAUCUUAGCGAGUUCGCAGAGGAACAAGAUCUCAGAGAUAUGUUUGAAAGAUUUGGAAGAGUUACCAGAGUGUUCUUGGCAAAAGACAGAGACACUGGCAGGGCAAAGGGAUUCGCUUUUGUCAGCUACCAAGACAGGCUGGAUGCGCAACGAGCUUGCGAGAAGAUGGAUGGCUUUGGUUAUGGUCAUUUGAUCUUGAAGGUUGAAUUCGCCAAACGUUCACAGUAG
Molecule: messenger RNA, 855 nt
Organism: Orbilia oligospora ATCC 24927
Lineage: Eukaryota; Fungi; Ascomycota; Orbiliomycetes; Orbiliales; Orbiliaceae
Exons: 3
Coding region: 1-855 (284 amino acids)
Cellular component (GO): eukaryotic translation initiation factor 3 complex; cytoplasm
Molecular function (GO): translation initiation factor activity; RNA binding
Source: RefSeq, a predicted model, not a curated record